AUGAGCUCGCCGCAGAAGAAGACCGCCGCCGCAACAGAGGGUAACCUCUCUGUUGCUCAGUACCAUGAGCGCCAGCAGGCAAAGCGCGACGCGCUCGCUGCAAAGGCCGCGUCGGGGACAACUCAGUCGGAGAUUGUCCUCGAAGGUUCCUCUGUAGUCAACGACGCCGUUGACUACGAAGACGACGACGUGGAGAUGGAAGAGGGCGAGGCCUCUUCCAACAAGCGCAAGGAGUCUAUCGACAGUGAUAGUCUCGACCCGCAUGUCGGGUCGAGACGCCCUCGUGAAGGAGACGACUCGGACGCUUCGAGCUCGAAGCGUUCGCGCGGCGAGAGCGACACUCCGCUCUCCGCUGCUGGGGCUUCAAGCUCCCCGCGUGAGGUGGCGUCUUCAAGUUCUCCGCGCGCUGCUCAGGCAGCGCGCGAUCCGUGGAUGCCGUCUGCGUCAGAGAUCGCAGACCGUGUGGGCAACACCGUGCCUCCAAAUGAAAUUCCGCUGUAUAACUUCAACAAGAAGCCGGCUGCUUACCGUGAGCGGGUUAAGCAUGCCAGUGAGCGCUUCGAGACAUUCUCGACGCGCGGGAGGCUGGGGCAGCUCCACCGAUCCUCUGUGGACGCUGGUAUUCCAUGCGCUGUGCCCGAAGGCCAUCAGUGCACGUUGUGUCUUUCGGGUGCGGUGCGCUUGAGCGACCGCGACCUAAACGGGUACACGACGAUUCGUGUACCUGCGAGUCUCAAGGAUCUCCGUGCCAAGUUCUUGGCACGUGAGGAACGCGACGAUCGUGGGACCUCGGGCGCUGUAGGUGACCACAGCGCUCGCACUCCCUUCGCGUCGGAAGUGCGUGGUGAGCUUCGUACUCCCUCACCAUUUCCGGAACGUCCUGCAGCAGGACGUCCCGUGGCUCCCAUGUAUCUUGGUGGGGCGGAAACCCUCUCCAACGAAUACGAUAACGAACCGGCUGCCGGUUCGUUUUCGGGAUACUAUGGUUCACAAUACGCUCAACAAUCCAGCGUGUUGAGCCGCGGGCGUCGCGGAUCGGAGGCGGCGGUGGUGGGAACACGCCCCGGGUAUGGUCAACCUGGGGUUGACCUUGGCCCGACGCUCGAGGAGCGGGUCGCUGCUGUGGAGCAGCUUCAGAGCCGUGAGUUCGCCGCUCUGAAGCAGGAGAUGGCGUCCCUGAGAGCUCAAGUUGCUCAGGCCUCGCAGACCGCGUCGGACAUCUCUGUCGACGUGGGAGGUCGCGUCGCAGCUUGGCCCAGCGCGUUUCACACGCUGGAGCGGAGGUUCGCUCCCGCUGGGGCUUCCGCUUCGGGCCAGCCGAGCUAG
Messenger RNA from Phytophthora sojae, 1326 nucleotides. RefSeq lists its product as hypothetical. The record is from RefSeq and is a predicted model, not a curated record. The transcript has 2 exons. Lineage: Eukaryota; Oomycota; Peronosporomycetes; Peronosporales; Peronosporaceae. Bases 1 to 1326 code for a protein of 441 amino acids.